Molecule: messenger RNA, 1116 nt
Organism: Chara braunii
Lineage: Eukaryota; Viridiplantae; Streptophyta; Charophyceae; Charales; Characeae
Source: the annotation of a GenBank genome assembly
GCUCGGCGACAUCAGCACCUUCGUCGCGCUGGCCACCAUCAGCAGUCAGCUGCAUACCUUGCAGACCGAGGUCCAGCAGCUGCACGGAUGACAAUCGAAGAUGUACAAAAUGCCAACUUUCCAACUGGAAAAGUUUGACGACUACACGCAUCAGGAUCCGACCCUCUGGUGGGAGGCAUUCACAACGCAACUCAGGAUUCUGCCCGUCGCCAAGCACGCGUACAUCGGCGCCCUGUUCCUGAACUCAAAGGGCGGAUGCCAGACCUGGUUGACCCACCUGGCAACCUCCCACGGCGUUGAUGUACCAGACUUGAAGGACAAGCUCACAUGGGAGGAACUGACACUGUUGUGGAAGAAGCGGUUCAUCGUCGACGAUGCGCCGGCACUCGCCAUCAACCGUCUGUUCACCAUGUCACAGGGCAACACUGCAACACGGGACUGGCUCACGGAGUGGCAGAAGAUUGCGGCAAUGCCCAAUUUGGACUUGCCAUUCACACAUCUCAGGCGUGAGUUCUACAAUAGAUUAUGCGCUGCACUGAGCCCGACGCUUGGUGAUCGCGAGCAAUACUCAACCUUUGCAGAGAUCAUUGACAAAGCGAGGGAGAUCAUCAAGACCAACAGGUCAGCUGCACACGAGAAAUCAACAUGGCAGCCGACCUAUGUGGAGAAGGCACGAACUGGUCCGCGACAGCAACACUUUGCUGCAGUCCAGUCGGACAGUGGAGAUAACCCAUCAGCCACUCCAGCAUCAAGUGACGGAGAUCAGGUGGCUGCUGUCCAGCCGCGAAGCAACAACAAGUCUCGCAACAAUGGGAAGGCGAAAUCCACAUCGCAGGCCGAAAAUGGACAACCAGUACAAGUUUCAUGGGUCAAGUUCGGCUUGACCGAGGCGGAGUACAAGGUCCGCGGCCGCUACGGCAGCUGUUAUUGGUGCAACAGCACCAAGCACAAGACCUCCCUGUGUCAGGAUCAGGGCAAGGAGGAUGUGCGACCCCGCCUCAGCUCGGGAAACUGAGCUCCGCGGAAGGUGAGGCGACUCCACCUUCUACUCCGCCAGAUUCGGCCGCCUUGCUAGCGGCCUCCUGCACAUCUGGGGAGAACGCGAAUGUCGCAAGU